This is a messenger RNA of Acromyrmex echinatior (Panamanian leafcutter ant), 2180 nucleotides long. Its product is annotated as phospholipase A1. Gene Ontology annotation, molecular function: lipase activity; serine hydrolase activity. Lineage: Eukaryota; Metazoa; Arthropoda; Insecta; Hymenoptera; Formicidae. The record is from RefSeq and is a predicted model, not a curated record. Gene Ontology annotation, biological process: lipid catabolic process.
UUAUAAGUCAGCGGCUGAAUGUGCAGUAUUAAUAAUAGAAUAAUGUUAAACAUGGAGAUGCAUGUUCUAAUUAGUGUCUUGUUUGCUUGCACUGUAACUGGGCUUCCAGUGAAAGAAGAAGUGUUUCCUGACGAUAUUUUUACUUCAUUGGAUUAUACAUUAUUUAAAAAUGAAGUAGCGUAUGUAUACGAUGACAACAAGAACCUGGUGAAGCUGACGUUGGAAGACGACUACGUUGAGCAGAAUGCAUAUAAAAAUGACAGCGAUUUGUCAAAAAGUGUCCUCUUUUACCUGUACAAAAGAGACACUCUCAUCAAAUCGAAGCAGCUCUAUGUUGACGACGAAGAUGCUCUUAAGAACAGCAACUUCGAUCCUACAAAACCAACGCGUAUUAUAACUCACGGAUGGAAGAGUUCGGGCAACGGCGAAUCGUGCAUUUUAAUUCGCAAUGCUUAUCUUCAGAUCAGCGAUUACAACGUUAUUAUCAUCGACUGGAAUGCAAUAAGUAACUUGUCCUAUAUUUCGGCUAGCAGGAGUGUCCUAGUAGUUGGUCAAUAUGUCGCCACUAUGAUUGAUUUUCUCGUAAAAUAUGGAAUGAAUUCGUGGGAAACCAAAGUGAUCGGCCACUCUCUUGGUGCCCAUGUAGUUGGAAUCGCUGCUUACAACGCUAACAGCGAUAUCGGUUACGUCGUAGGACUAGAUCCAGCUUGGCCCGGCUUUUGGUCAUCAGGUUCAGGAUCCAGAAUAUCGAAAGACGAUGCGAGUUACGUGGAGAUCAUUCAUACUAACGGUGGUCUGCUUGGCUACCUAACAGCCAUCGGAGAUAUUGACUUCUAUCCUAACGGUGGUCAAAAGCAAGUUGGCUGUGGAGUAGAUCUUGGCGGCUCAUGUUCUCACAGUCGCUCGUAUCAGUACUUCGCCGAGUCUAUCACUAGUCACGUAGGAUUCCUCGGGAGAAGCUGCGACAGCUUCUCUAAAUUUAAGUCGGGUUUAUGUAACAAUACGCACGCAUCUAUCAUGGGUGGUCACAAGUCGCUCUUCAGACCAAGCGGUACCUACUACCUCAGAACUAAUCCGUCGUCUCCGUUCGCGAUCGAACCGCUCGCGAUGUGACGCUGAUGAUCAUCGCUCUAUCUAGAAGGAUCGGCCAGAUUGACGAUCAGCCGUCAGUGAGGAUUCUGGAUUUGGAAAUUCAUUGCGAAACAGGAAGGAGAAAUCCGCCGGGCUAAACUCGUUUUUCCCGGCAAUCGAUCGGACGCGUUCACGGUGCGUAAUUUCGUUUCCGCCCGCAGCGGCUGUUUCGAACGCGAGUAUUGUAGCUCUCGUACCAGGGCAUUUUUAUAUCGUCUAAGCUGGGGCUACAAAUCGUUGAACUAUCGAGAAUUGUAGAUGCUACUUAUUGAAAGAACAGACUGAAGUAUUGUCGACAUCGCGCGACGUUUCGCUUUACCGUCGACCCAAUUACUGGGAUAACACAACCACCAUGUAUUUUGCGAAAUAUGUCCUGUGUGAUGUAAAACGCAUCAUAACUUUUCAUUGGAAAUGCAAAAUAUCGGGAGGAUACGUCCGGUGUUCUAAAUGCGAGCCAAGUCGCAUUACACACACGUAUCAAUUUCUCUGCCGUUGUCCAUUUUUUUUUCUCGCAGCGACUCGCAACGCUUCGAUGCGUAUACGCGUGCAAACAUCCACCGAGACGCAUGGCCUCUUGAAAUGCGAAUUGCUCGGACUAGCCGCGGCCUUAGUCGCGGUACAUUAAAUUUUAUCGUAAUAUAUCUCGCAUAUAUCGUGCAUAGCAACAAAGAUAAUAAGGCGAUGUGGAAAACAGUUGGAUUAAAUCGCGCGCUGAAUUUUAGGCUCCGGGCUGUUUCGUGUAAACAGACGCAGAUAUUUAUCAUUUUGACAUAAUGCACGAGAUGAAGUUUUGAAAAAGAAGAUAAACGUGAUUUCGCAAAAUAAGAGAGACCGUCGCGCUCGAAAUAAGAGUUACCUUCGUCCAUUUUAACGUAAAUGCGCGAACGAUGUUGAUUUUUAGAAACGGCUGAUCUUCAGAACAUAGCUAUUAUUAUGUAAAGUGUGUUAAUUCCGCAUUCCAGAUCUAUAAUGCUUGACUGAAAAAUGUACAAUCAUCUUCGUGAUAUUAGAAAUGUAAUGACAUUUGUUACAAUUUAUACUUAUUUACA